AUGAAUACCCCCCUUAUGAGAAUCGUGUGCUUGGCACCAACCUUCGACCAACGAACACAUGGUUUUGGAACCGGCAAUUCUACUCCGCGAAUUUCCUGGAGAUUUGCGAAUGGGGAUAGAACCAUUCGUGGGUGGGAGCAGAAAAAGUAUGAUAUGCAAAUUCUCCGAGGCGGGGAGACCAAGUUUUACUCUGCCAUGAGCGAACAGUCUCUGUUACUUGAGUGGCCAGAAGAGCCAUUGCGGUCCAGAGAAAGUGCUUCUGUGAGGGUAAGAGCGUACACGACAGCCGGCAUCUCAUCAUACAGCCCUACGCCAUGGUCUAUGUGGGCGACGGUUGAGGCAUCGUUGUUGUCAAGAGACGAGUGGGUCGCGCAGAUGAUUUCCAGUUCUGUACUUGUUCAAAACGACGAGCCCAUUCGCCCAUCCCGUUUUCGCAAAACGUUUGACAUUCCAGCAGAUCGAGGUGAAGUUGAAGCUGCAAGACUUUAUAUCACCGCACAUGGCGUUUACAAAGCUUUCAUAAACGGAGCCCCCAUUAGCGAGGACGAGAUGGCUCCGGGUUGGACCAGCUACAACGAAAGACUUAACUUCCAUGUUCAUGAUGUCACAGCACUUGUAGCAAGCGAUAAUGUCAUUGCUGUCGAGUUGGGCGAGGGGUGGUAUGCAUCUCGGCUUUGGCGUGAGGGCCGCUUUGUCUUUGGCAAGGAUCUCGGGCUCCUAGCGCAGUUGGAAAUCACGUUCAAGGACACCGCAGAACGGCUUACUGUGAUAUCGGAUGAGACUUGGGAAUGGAAUGUCGGCCCGAUCCUCAGCAGCGAAAUCUAUGAUGGUGAAGUUUAUGACAUGGCGCAGGAACAGCCCGGCUGGAGUACGACCGACUACAACUCUCAAGAGUCAGGAUGGACACCUGUGCGCGUCUUGCCAUUCCCCACCGAGGAGCUGGUCAUACCAGAGAGUCCUCCAGUUCAAAUUACAGAGUCCAUUGUCCCUAAAGAAAUACUGAGGAGUCCCAGUGGCAAGCUCUUGGUUGACUUUGGCCAAAACCUUGUGGGCAAGCUAUGGAUUCGAUCGCUCAACAAACCGGAAGGCGACAUCAUCUCUUUCAAACAUGCCGAAGUCCUCGAAAACGGCGAGCUGUGUAUGCGCCCUCUUCGAAAUGCCAAAUGCACUGAUACUAUCCUGUGCUCGGGCAAGGAGCUCGUGAAUUGGUCGCCCAGUUUUACAUUCCAUGGCUUUCGAUAUGUACAGAUCGACGGUUGGGCGCCCGAAGAUGAUGUCUGUCCGCUGUCAAACUUGAGUCUGACGGCCUUGGUUAUGCAUACUGAUAUGAAGAGACUUGGGCGUUUCACAUGCUCCAACGAGUUGGUCAAUAAAUUGCAUGAGAAUGCAGUGUGGGGAAUGCGCGGGAAUUUCUUGUCAAUUCCAACGGACUGCCCGCAGCGUGAUGAAAGACUGGGAUGGACUGGAGACAUUCAGGCAUUUUGUCCCUCAGCAUCGUACUUGUACCACACUGGAGGAAUCUUGGGAGAUUGGCUGAAAGAUCUUGCCGUUGAGCAGAAAAAAGGAAACGGUGUUCCACCUAUGAUCGUACCGGAUGUGUGUUUCAAUACGCCGCCUCGUCCUCCGCAGGCUGUGUGGGGAGAUGCGGCAGUAUUGGUGCCCUGGGACCUCUACAGAUUCACGGGCGAUGCAAAGAUACUCGACACACAGUACGAAAGCAUGAAGUCAUGGCUUGACAAAGGAGUCAGGCGUGGAUCGGAUGGUCUGUGGUCAGAUUCGUUAUGGCAGCAUGCAGACUGGCUGGACCCCUCUGCUCCACCCGAUGACGCUGGAAAUGGAGCCACGGAUGGAGUUCUCGUUGCCGAUGCAUACCUCGUCCACAGCACCGAAGUCAUGAGUAAGGUGGCCACUAUUUUGGGACACCAAGACGACAAGGACCGUUACACAUCAGAUUACCUGAAAUUGAAGGAACUUUUCCAGAGGAAAUAUAUCACGCCGGCUGGCUAUGUUGCCUGUGAUACGCAGACUGCCCUCUCUCUAGCCAUCGUUUUCAAACUCUUCCAGAAUUCAGAGCAAGUCAAGGUUGCCGGAGAACGCUUGGUACGACGCGUCCGCUUUGCACGAUUCCGCGUGUCCACAGGAUUUGCCGGCACUCCCCUUGUCACCCAUGCAUUGACUAUGGUAGGCAAGUCCGAGAUCGCAUAUCGCAUGCUCCUCGAGCAAGAAUGCCCCUCCUGGCUGUACCCCGUCACCAUGGGUGCAACAACCAUCUGGGAAAGAUGGAACAGCAUGCUUCCUGAUGGGAGCAUCAACCCUGGAACAAUGACCAGCUUCAACCACUAUGCCCUGGGCUCAAUCGUCAACUGGCUUCAUCAAACCGUUGGUGGACUCAGCCCCACAGAGCUCGGCUGGAAACGGUUCCUCGUUCGACCCGUGCCUGGAGGCGGCAUCACGUCUGCAAAGACCACUUACGAUAGUCCGUUCGGCCUGAUCACAUGCAAUUGGCAUUUGGCCGGCCCUGGCAAAUUUUGCAUGCAGUUGAUCAUUCCUCCGAGCGCGACCGCUUAUGUUAUUUUGCCCGAUAGACAAAAACACGAUGACGACAUCUCGACGGAGCGAGGAAUCCCAUUUGAUUCGGGGGAGUACGAGAUAUACUGUGAUUUCCAGCCUAGAGACUGGCCGCCGAAGGCGCUUCUCACGCUGUUCCGGGAGGAUACGAGUGAUGAUUUUGAGGAGCCUAUUGUUUACCCGCCUGCUCACGAAGGGCCCUUUGUUGAUCUGAUUCUUCAGAGUGCGCUUGCUCAUGGGGCGCUUGUAAACGGUGUGAAUAAUGUGACCCUGUAG
Messenger RNA from Penicillium verhagenii, 2844 nucleotides. Its product is annotated as glycoside hydrolase family 78 protein. Bases 1 to 2844 code for a protein of 947 amino acids. Lineage: Eukaryota; Fungi; Ascomycota; Eurotiomycetes; Eurotiales; Aspergillaceae. The transcript has a single exon. Gene Ontology annotation, biological process: carbohydrate metabolic process. The record is from RefSeq and is a predicted model, not a curated record.